CAGACAUAACAUUUACUGCAGCUGGCACCUGAUUACGCUUGGUGCACUGUGGCAUCUCUUGUCUCACCUAUCCUGACAUGGUUCGCACGUCCUAGAAGUAGUUGUGCAUUCAUGUAAAGUUACCUUGCAGCUCGAGAAACAAUUGCGCAUUCGAGUCAUGGUACAUAGUCAUGGAAGUCAAUACCACGGUCGCCUCGCGCCUUGUCCCAAUUGCUUCCGCGCCUAGGGCAACCUCUGCUGAUGUGCAGAAUGGCCCCGAUACAAGCUUGACUACAAUGCCCUUCAACUGCCAGGCCUGCGUGCGCAAAAAGGUUAAGUGCAAUAGGGCUGUGCCAACAUGCUCAAGCUGCAGCAAAGCAAAGCUCCAGUGCGUCUACCAGGCUCCCCUGCCGCGCAAGAGGAAGCGAAGCCAGGUCGAAGACGUGUAUGGGCGUCUAGCACGGUACGAGCGUAUCUUGCAGGAGAACAAUCUUCUCCCUACGGAAUCUACACCGACCUCAUGCGGCAAUGGGACGGAGACGUCGGCGGUCAGCACACGGGAUCCAACCCCAGUGCAACCCGCUAGGUCUGGUACACUUCUUUCCGCCGAUGGCAAGUCUCGCUAUGUUGACAAUGUUCUCCUCCUUGAUGCCGGAGAAGGCGACUUGUGUGAAUUAUCUGAUUCAGACCGAGAUGACUUCCAGCAUGACGACACCGGAGCUGAUCAGAGUACCCCAACUGGUCUUCUAGGCGUCCUCGCAGCACAUACAGUUUUUGGGGCAAUACUUGGCAGCACCCAGAGCCUCGCUAACCAACAUCCCAGUUAUGAGGAGGCUACAAAGCUCUGGAAUACGUACGUGCAAAAUGUCGAGCCUCUUUGCAAGGUUCUUCAUGUUCCUACCGUCGCAAAGAUGGUCGACACAGUCUCACAACAACCUGCUGCGGCCUCGAAGAGUGACAACUGCCUGCUUUUUGCCAUCUACUAUUUCGCCGUGUUCUCCAUGUCAGAUGCCGACUGUCUGCUAGAGUUCAACCAAACGAGGAAGCAUUUGAUGUCGAGAUAUCGCACGGCUGUUUGUCAGGCACUUGUCAGCGCGUCGUGGCUGAAGACUACAGCGCUGCCAGUACUACAGGCUUACAGUCUCUUCCUCAUUGCCAUGCGCGCUCAAAUUGAUUCUCACACGUUUUGGAUAUUGACAGGCAUUGCGAUUCGUCUCGCACAACGCAUGGGGCUCCACCGUGAUGGUGAAAGCCUGGGAUUGCCACCAUUUGAGUCCCAGAUGCGACGGCGGCUCUUUUGGCAACUACUUCCACUGGACGGCUAUGCAGGCCAAGUUUGCGGCACUGGGAUCUCCAUAUCGCCGAAUAGCUGGGAUACCAAGCCACCAUUGAACAUUAACGAUGACCAGAUUUCCCCUGGUAUGACGCAGCAGCCUCAAGAGCAAAGGGGCGCUUCGGAAAUGAUCUUCUGCUUGUCACGGAUUGAGCUGUCCAACUUUUAUACCCGAACUGGUGUUAAAAUGAAGGAAACUGGUGGUACGAUUCAGUUCAGAGAUGCAGAGGAAACUGAAAGGCUCAUCGACGAGGUCGAAGAUCUCAUCGAGACAAGGUUUCUUCGAUACUGCGAUAUCCUCAAUCCCUUGCACGUUUUCACCAUGGGCAUUGUGCGAUCUGCCGCCAACGCCGUCCGACUGCGUGCUCGAAUGCCACUGCUGCUGAAGCAUACCAUUACCGACGCGCAAAGGAGAGGCCUCUGCACUCUCGCAGAAAAGAUCCUCGAUACAAACAGCGCCAUCUACGGCAACCCCAGCAUGAAGAAGUUCCUGUGGCAGAUGCAAGCCUUCUUCUUGUGGGAUGCCCUUCUCUGUAUCCUGCUUAGCCUGUCGGAAGUUGGAUUCUACUCGACGUCGGAGCUGAACACUACCUGGAACAAGGUUGCAGAAGUCUAUGCGAAUCACGAAGAACUUGUCAAGCGCAAGAGAACCCUGCACGUCACCAUUGGGAGGCAAACUCUCAAGGCCUGGAUUGCCAAUCCUCCGAGUAAUUCGUCCCCAGAACCGGCUUUCAUAACCGCGCUGCGCGCCCAACAUGAACCGAAAGUCAACAGGCAGCAGGGGAGAGUUGAUGAAAUGGGCGGAACCGACAAGGGUGCGGACGGUGUGUUUGCUUUUAAUGAGCUUUUUGCCGACAUUGAUGGAACGGGCUUGAAUCUGAAUACCGGCUUCGCUCUCGAUUCUUCAGAUUGGGUGAUUUGGGACCAACUGUGCCGAGGGACUAGUCUGGGCUAAGCGGGCGGCCUCCGUGACAAAUGUCUGGGUGGACUUAGAUAACACGAUGCAACAAUACAAGGGGAUAGUAUCAGUCCUGUUCCCAUUAUAGGAACGGAUCUAUCAGGCCUCGCUAUUGGACGACUAAUAAGGAACAAUGCCAUUGGUGGCAUGGUCUUCGAGCCGUCUUCGAGCCGUCUUCUGGACCCUUCUCCUGUCGGUUACAGUCCAGGAA
This is a messenger RNA of Aspergillus novofumigatus IBT 16806, 2481 nucleotides long. Its product is annotated as putative C6 transcription factor. Gene Ontology annotation, molecular function: DNA-binding transcription factor activity, RNA polymerase II-specific; DNA binding; zinc ion binding. The transcript is spliced from 2 exons. The record is from RefSeq and is a predicted model, not a curated record. Gene Ontology annotation, biological process: DNA-templated transcription; regulation of DNA-templated transcription. Lineage: Eukaryota; Fungi; Ascomycota; Eurotiomycetes; Eurotiales; Aspergillaceae. The coding region runs from base 171 to 2267 and encodes 698 amino acids.